Triticum turgidum subsp. durum (durum wheat) is the source of this 999-nucleotide messenger RNA. Lineage: Eukaryota; Viridiplantae; Streptophyta; Magnoliopsida; Poales; Poaceae. The record is from the annotation of a GenBank genome assembly.
AUGGCCACCGCCUCCACCAUGUCCCUGCUCCCCAUCUCGCACCUCAAGCAGAUGCAGCAGCAGCGGCGCACGCGGCUCGCCGGCGCGCUCCCCGGGAAGGUGCUCGUGCUCGGCCGCCGGAGGCGCCACGUCGUGCCGCGGGCGCGGCUGUUUGGUCCGGCCAUCUUCGAGGCGUCCAAGCUCAAGGUGCUGUUCGUGGGGGUGGAUGAGGAGAAGCACCCGGGCAAGCUGCCGCGGACCUACACGCUCACCCACAGCGACGUGACGGCGCGGCUGACGCUGGCGGUGUCGCACACCAUCCACGCCGCGCAGCUGCAGGGCUGGUACAACCGCCUGCAGCGGGACGAGGUGGUGGCCGAGUGGAAGAAGGUGCAGGGCGCCAUGUCGCUGCACGUCCACUGCCACAUCUCCGGCGGCCACUUCCUGCUCGACCUCAUCGCGCCGCUCCGCUACUACAUCUUCCGCAAGGAGCUCCCCGUGGUUCUGAAGGCGUUCGUGCACGGCGACGGCAGCCUGUUCAGCCAGCACCCGGAGCUGGAGGAGGCCACGGUGUGGGUCUACUUCCACUCCAACAACCCCAACUUCAACCGCGUCGAGUGCUGGGGCCCGCUCCGCGAUGCCGCCGCGCCCUACGACGACGAGAACGCCACCGCCAGUGGCCCCGGCGGUGCCCCGGGCAGUGCGACUGCUGCUUCCCGCCAGAGUGCCUCAUCCCCUGGCCGCAGGAGCACGAAAUGGCCGCCGACGCCGGCCAGGCGCCGCCGCAGUGAAGCCGGAGUGCGGACACAGAUUAGCCGACCGAAUCGUUCAGCUCGCCAAGUCGUGUCACGAUCGGGAGGUGUCGGGACGGCUCUGGGCUCUGGAGUCGUUGCGGAUUUGGCAACCGUUGUACAGUAUUUCUCUGCUCUGGAACCGAAAGUGUGUGCGUUGGUAACGGUAGCUGUCGGGGUUGGCGUGCCGGUCUGGGUAAAACUGGGUCGGGAACUUUCUCACGAGUGA